AUGCCGACUUCCCGAAUUCCGAGGGCUUUCCUGGCCAAGAAGCCCAAGGUCGCCCCUACAUUCGACGGUGUCGACUACGACGAUACGAAGCGCCUCAAGCAGGCCCAGGAUGCCGUCAUCCGCGAGCAAUGGGUGCAAGUCAUGAUGGGGCGGCUGGUCCGGGAGGAGCUGAGCAAGUGCUAUUACCGGGAAGGUGUCAACCACUUGGAGAAGUGCGGUCGGCUGAGAGAACGAUACCUCCAACUGCUGGGGAGCGCCAAGGUCAAGGGCUACCUUUUCGAGCAGCAGAACUACUUCUCGAAAGAUGGUGCGCAGCAAUAA
Chaetomium globosum CBS 148.51 is the source of this 321-nucleotide messenger RNA. RefSeq lists its product as uncharacterized. NCBI's taxonomy places the organism in Eukaryota, Fungi, Ascomycota, Sordariomycetes, Sordariales, Chaetomiaceae. The coding region runs from base 1 to 321 and encodes 106 amino acids. The transcript has 2 exons. The record is from RefSeq and is a predicted model, not a curated record.